AUGAGCCAAAAAUCUGUAAUAAAUAAAAUACCCUUUGAUUUGGAGCCAUUGGGUAUAAUUAGAACUAUAAUGGGAUUGAGAAACGGUAUCUAUUAUGGUUGUCGUGUAAGAUUUAUGCAUUCGAUAGUAAUGUCUCUUCUAUUUAAAUCAGGUUCUGUUUAUGAUAAAAUUUUUAACGUUGUUUAGCCUACGUAUGAGCAUGGUAAAAAUCUUGGUAUGUAUGUCUUCCUCUAUAAAGCCAUAGUCAAUUUCCUUGAAUAUGUAAGGAAAGGAAAGAAAGAUAAAAUACAUUCUUUAGUUGCUGGAGCCAUUAUAGGAAGAUAUGUUUUUGGAGAAAAGACACCAGUUAACCAUCAGAUAGUUUUGUAUCUGCUCUCGAGAAAUAUAACAGGCGGAGCCACAAACCUGUAAGCUCGAGGUAUCUUUCCGAAGAUGAAAUUCUUUCCCAUAUUAGCUGCAAUAUGCUGGGGAUUAGUAAUGUUCAUAUACGAAGUAGAUAAGCUUUCAUUGCAAAAAUCACUGAGUGACUCUAUGGAUUUUCUUUACAAAGAAUCUGAUUUAAAUCUUAAGCAUUGGACAGAGUUAGUACCUUUCAAAAUCCCCUCUUUUAUAUUAGAAAAUUUAAAUAAUAUAUUUAAAACACCUCUACCAAACCUAACAAAUUGA
Tetrahymena thermophila SB210 is the source of this 666-nucleotide messenger RNA. Its product is annotated as Tim17/tim22/tim23/pmp24 family protein. Gene Ontology annotation, cellular component: peroxisomal membrane. The transcript has a single exon. Lineage: Eukaryota; Ciliophora; Oligohymenophorea; Hymenostomatida; Tetrahymenidae. The record is from RefSeq and is a predicted model, not a curated record.